AUGCUCAAAGAUCGCUGGGGCUCGCGUAGUGUGCGGCUCAGCAAGGAAAACAUGCGUGCCUUUUAUGCGUGCUACCUGUGCCUGCAGACGGCCCAACGCCCCGUGACUUGCCCCGAAGGCCAUCUCUAUUGCAAAGAGUGCAUUCUAACCGAUCUAGUUCAUCAAAAGACGAAGCUUGCGGAGUUUUCUCAACAACGCGAGGACGCCUUGCGGUCCAAGGCACAGGAAGCACAGGCCGCCGAGCAGGAAGCGCAGGCUAAGCGGGUAGCCCAGUUUGCUCAAGGCGAUGCGAUCAUCACACAGAAGCGAAAGCUGGAUGACGAUGAAACGGAGACACGUAAGCGCAUGGCAGCGGGCGAGACACGUUCUACGCCUGCGUUCUGGCUGCCGAGUCAAGCGCCGGAGCAUGUCAGCAGUGCUGACAGCUCCUUGACGCUCGUGGACAACCGGGCGUCCACGACCAUGUGCACAGCCUCCUCCGAAAAUCCCCACAAGCUCCUUUCCAAGAAUCUAGUGGAUGUGUGCUUUCAUGAACGCCAAGUCGAUGGCGACUCGCAGCUCUACUGCCCCUGCUGCAAGAAGGAAUACUCACCCACUUCCCGAACGCAUGUACUCCGCUCAUGUGGCCAUGUGCUUUGUACCCCAUGCACAGAUACGCUCAUCCGCGCACCGCUAAAGAAGGGGGACACAUCAGCGUGCCCUGAAUGCAGUGCGCCCAUCAGAAAGUCUCGAGAUAUCAUUUCGCUCGUGCGCGAGGGAACGGGCUUUGCAAGUGGCGGCAAAGCUGAGACGCAUUUGAAAGGGAUUGCCUUUCAAGGGUAA
Malassezia sympodialis ATCC 42132 is the source of this 822-nucleotide messenger RNA. RefSeq lists its product as uncharacterized. NCBI's taxonomy places the organism in Eukaryota, Fungi, Basidiomycota, Malasseziomycetes, Malasseziales, Malasseziaceae. Gene Ontology annotation, molecular function: ubiquitin protein ligase activity. The record is from RefSeq and is a predicted model, not a curated record. Gene Ontology annotation, cellular component: nucleus.